AUGAAUGCUGCGGCAGAAGCCGAGUUCAACAUCCUCCUGGCCACCGACUCCUACAAGGUUACUCACUAUAAACAAUACCCACCCAAUACAAGCAAAGUUUAUUCCUACUUUGAAUGCCGUGAAAAGAAGACAGAAAACUCCAAAAUAAGGAAGGUGAAAUACGAGGAAACAGUAUUUUAUGGGUUGCAGUACAUUCUUAAUAAAUACUUAAAAGGUAAAGUAGUGACCAAAGAAAAGAUCCAGGAAGCCAAAGAGGUAUACAAAGAACAUUUCCAAGAUGAUGUAUUUAAUGAAAAAGGAUGGAAUUACAUUCUUGAGAAAUACGAUGGGCAUCUUCCUAUAGAAGUGAAAGCUGUUCCUGAGGGCUCUGUCAUUCCCAGAGGAAAUGUUCUCUUCACAGUGGAAAACACAGAUCCCGAGUGUUAUUGGCUUACAAAUUGGGUUGAGACUAUUCUUGUUCAGUCCUGGUAUCCAAUCACUGUGGCCACAAAUUCUAGAGAGCAGAAGAAAAUAUUGGCGAAAUAUUUGUUAGAAACAUCUGGUAACUUAGUUGGUCUGGAAUACAAGUUGCAUGAUUUUGGCUACAGAGGAGUAUCUUCUCAAGAGACUGCUGGCAUAGGAGCAUCUGCUCAUUUGGUUAACUUCAAAGGAACAGAUACAGUAGCAGGAAUUGCUUUAAUUAAAAAAUACUAUGGAACGAAAGAUCCUGUUCCAGGCUAUUCUAUUCCAGCGGCAGAACACAGUACCAUAACAGCUUGGGGGAAAGACCAUGAAAAAGAUGCUUUUGAACAUAUAGUAACACAGUUUUCAUCAGUGCCUGUAUCUGUGGUCAGCGAUAGUUAUGACAUUUAUAAUGCGUGUGAGAAAAUAUGGGGUGAAGAUCUAAGACAUUUAAUAGUAUCAAGAAGUUCAGAGGCACCACUAAUAAUCAGACCUGAUUCUGGAAAUCCUCUUGACACUGUAUUAAAGGUUUUGGAUAUUUUAGGUAAGAAAUUUCCUGUUACUGAGAACUCAAAGGGCUACAAGUUGCUGCCACCUUAUCUUCGAGUUAUUCAAGGAGAUGGAGUAGAUAUUAAUACCUUACAAGAGGUUGUAGAAGGCAUGAAGCAAAAAAAAUGGAGUAUUGAAAAUAUUGCCUUUGGUUCUGGUGGAGCUUUGCUACAAAAAUUAACAAGAGAUCUCUUGAAUUGUUCCUUUAAGUGUAGUUAUGUUGUAACCAAUGGCCUUGGGGUUAAUGUCUUCAAGGACCCAGUUGCUGAUCCCAACAAAAGGUCCAAAAAAGGUCGAUUAUCUUUACAUAAAACACCAGCAGGAAAUUUUGUUACACUUGAGGAAGGAAAAGGAGACCUCGAGGAAUAUGGUCAUGAUCUUCUCCAUACUGUCUUCAAGAAUGGGAAGGUGACAAAAAGUUAUUCAUUUGAUGAAGUAAGAAAAAAUGCACAGCUGAAUAUUGAACUGGAAGUAGCACCUCAUUAG
This is a messenger RNA of Pipistrellus nathusii (Nathusius's pipistrelle), 1476 nucleotides long. NCBI's taxonomy places the organism in Eukaryota, Metazoa, Chordata, Mammalia, Chiroptera, Vespertilionidae. The record is from the annotation of a GenBank genome assembly.